Molecule: messenger RNA, 3144 nt
Organism: Melanaphis sacchari
Lineage: Eukaryota; Metazoa; Arthropoda; Insecta; Hemiptera; Aphididae
Product: transmembrane and TPR repeat-containing protein CG4341-like
Biological process (GO): protein O-linked glycosylation via mannose
Cellular component (GO): endoplasmic reticulum membrane
Molecular function (GO): protein binding; mannosyltransferase activity
Source: RefSeq, a predicted model, not a curated record
ACCGCGCGCAACCCGACGCUGCCGCCGCCGCCGACGACGACGACGAUUACGACGUCAUUAUACCUAAGAUAACAGACCCUCGCGGAGUUCGAGACUCGUGUAUUGUUGACUUAAACGCCUGAAAACUAUACAUAAUAAUAAUUAUUUCUUUACAAUUAUCGCCUGAAAUUCCAUAUUUUCGUAUCAGUUCGUUCGUAUUCCCACGGUGUUCUCUGUCGUGGGCUACGUUCUGAGUCUCACGCACGACUUCGUUUCGUAUCCUGUCCGACGAUUACUCUUGUGCAUAAUAUUUCAAACUAUUUGUCUAGAAUAAAUUCAUUCCCAUGUGCGUCUGUGUGAGCUUUUGCUAUGGAUUUAAGUAGACUGCCGAACCGGUAACACGUUGUAUACCGGAAAACGCAGAUUUCCGUGCUAUUAUUUGUAAAUUAUUCAUCAAUAUUUAGCCAUGGAAACCGGUAGUUCAGCUUGCGUAGCUUUGGCAUUUUUGGUCAACUACAACACGUUAAAAGCUGGGUUCGUGUAUGAUGACAGCCGAGCGAUCGUCAACAACCCGGACGUGACGCGAGCCACGCCGCUGACCGACAUCUGGACCAACGACUUCUGGGGCACGCCGAUCGGGUCGAGCAGCUCGCACGGGUCUUACCGGCCGCUGUGCGUGGCAUCGUUCCGGCUGAACCACUGGACAGGCGGCCUGGACCCGAAGGGCUAUCACGUGGCCAACGUGCUGCUGCACUGCGCCGUCACGUACCUGGUGUACGCCGUGUACCGGGCCCUGAUGCCCGGCCGCCGGCCCGCCGCCGCCGCCGCCGUGUUCGCCGUGCACCCGGUGCACGCCGAGGCCGUGGCCGGUGUUGUGGGCCGCGCCGACCUGCUGGCCUGCCUGUUCUACCUGGCCGCGUUCCUGUGCUACACGGCGCACGUCCGGCACCGGGACAGGACGCCGGAUCCUCGGCGGCGCGUCGUGUGCUGCGACGCCGGUUGCCCGCGGACGUACCGGUUGGGCCCGGUGCGCACCGUUUUCGCCGCCCUGGGCUGGGCACGUGCCAGCGACCUGGACGGCCUGCCCGCCGUCACCGAGUGUUGCGCUGUCCGCGAGUGGGCCUGCCUAGUGGCCACCGUGCUCAUGGCAGCCGCGUCCAUGUUGGCCAAAGAGACCGGGCUCACCGUGCUGGCGGUGUGCGCCGUGUACGACGUGCUGUUCGCCAGCAAGCAGUCACCGAACAAGAAUUCCAGAGGGAUGUACAGAACGCUGAUGAUCUUGUCGGGCGCGGCGGCUGGUCUGCUAUUUGCCCGGAUCUCGUUAAUGGGCGAUAGCGGACCACCUGUGUUCGCAGCCGCCGAUAAUCCGACCGCCAAGUCACCCAGUCUGGUAACUCGGACACUCACAUUUCUCUACUUACCCGCUGAAAACUUCCGGUUGCUUGUCUACCCUCGGAAGCUGAGCUUUGACUGGUCUAUGGACGCCGUUACACCCAUCACUUCCAUCUACGAUCCUAGGAACGCGCUUUCUAUCGCUCUGUACGUGGCCCUAUUUGCUGCGGCAAGGCGAUCUGCCGUAGCUUCGUCUAGAGCCAGAUUACACCAUUAUCGGCCUCACAGAUGUUGUGCAAAGACUAAGUAUGAUCGACCGGCCGACCUACCCGACGACCCGGCAAGGGCCAUUGGACUUGCUGUAGCCAUGACUGCCAUACCGUUCGUUCCGGUGUCUAACUUGUUCUUUUACGUGGGAUUUGUGCUGGCCGAGCGGGUGCUGUACAUGCCUAGUGUUGGCUACUGCUUUAUGUUCGGGUAUGGUUACACGGCGCUGGAACGUCGAUUGGGACCGAAGUGGCCAAGGAUGGGGCUAAUAGUGUUACUCAUCGUAUAUGGUGCCCGAACGAUCAUCAGGAACAAUGACUGGCAAGACGACGAGUCACUGUAUCGAUCGGGUUUACACAUCAAUCCGCCCAAAGCCUACGGAAAUUUGGGUUCUAUACUCAGUAGUCAAGGUCGAUUGGACGAAGCGGAAACGGCGCUGAGAACUGCAUUACAAUAUCGACCGAAUAUGGCGGACGUGCAUUACAAUUUAGGGAAUUUGCUACGAGAAAAAGGUGACACUGAAGCAGCCGUGUCAAGUUACAAAAAUGCAAUAAUGUACCGACCCUCGCUAGCAGUGGCAUACCUAAACAUGGGACAGUUAUUGGCUACGAUGGGUCGGUGUGAAGAAGCGGAAUCUGUGCUGAAGCUUUGCAUUUCACUGGAUGGUUCUUAUUCCAAGGACCCGAUGAACCACGAAACCAGUAGGGUGUCAGCACUAGUCACAUUGGGCAAACUGCAUGCUGACCGGGGCAGGCAUUUGGACGCGGUGCAGGCCUACAAGCAUGCAGUCACCAUUUUACCACCGUACUACAACUCUCGGGUACUGUUCAGUUUAUAUGGUGAUGCGUUGGCGCAACUUAAUAGACACAAAGAAGCCGAAAUGUGGCACAAGGCGGCACUAGAAGUCGGGCCUGAUCAUGUUCCGGCACACUUGAGUUAUGGGAAAUGGCUCGCAAAAAAUAGAACGCGUAUUCACGAAGCAGAAAAUUGGUUUCUACGGGCAAAAAAAUUGGCUCCCGGUGACGCGUCUGUGUACAAACAUUUCGGAGUUUUUCUACUGGAACAAGAACGGUACUCUGAAGCCGCAUCGCAGCUAGUAGAAGCCGUCGCGCUUGAACCCGAAGACUAUGACUUGAUUGUUACAGCAGCCACUGCACUCAGACAGGCGAGCGUGUCACUCAAGGCUGAGGAAAUGUACAGAAAAGCAGCCAUACUCAGGCCACAAGACGCUAGCAGUCACAGCAAUUUGGGAGCCAUGCUGCAUCUGAAUGGCAAACAUCGCGAGGCUUUAUCCAGUUAUCAAAAUGCGCUAAGGAUAUCGCCAGACGACCGAACUACGCUAGACAAUCUCAACAAGCUGAGAAAUGUGUUACGUCGCCGAUCCAAAGCGGCGUGAUGAUAGCCACUACAUUGAGAGCAGUGAUAAUUUUAUUGAAAUAAUAUAUUGUAAUAAUAUGAUGAUAACAUUGACGAUGACGGUGAUGAGUGUGUAGUUUUGUAUUUAAACAUAAUUUUCUACAUUUUUUUUUUUUAUUUUUAGUUUAUAUAUAUAUUAAAAAUAUCUAA